This is a messenger RNA of Cucurbita maxima (winter squash), 1045 nucleotides long. RefSeq names its product protein LATERAL ORGAN BOUNDARIES-like. The record is from RefSeq and is a predicted model, not a curated record. The transcript is spliced from 2 exons. NCBI's taxonomy places the organism in Eukaryota, Viridiplantae, Streptophyta, Magnoliopsida, Cucurbitales, Cucurbitaceae. The coding region runs from base 138 to 707 and encodes 189 amino acids.
CUUCUUGCUCCACCUAGGGUUUUGCUUCAGCUUCAUCACACAGCUUUGCAGAGCUCUGUGACUCGUAACUUUGGUUUAUCAAAGGGAAAGGAAGAAGGGUUUUAUAUCUCUACCUCUCUCUCUCUCUCUCUGGAAAGAUGGCAUCAUCAAGUUGUUACAACUCUCCAUGUGCUGCUUGCAAGUUCUUGAGAAGAAAAUGCAUGCCAGAUUGCAUUUUUGCUCCUUAUUUCCCACCAGAAGAGCCUCAAAAGUUUGCCAAUGUCCACAAGAUCUUUGGGGCAAGCAAUGUCACAAAGCUGCUCAAUGAGCUUCUGCCUCACCAAAGAGAGGAUGCAGUGAACUCUCUUGCCUACGAGGCCGAGGCUCGAGUCCGAGACCCGGUCUACGGUUGCAUUGGAGCCAUCUCCUUCCUCCAAAGGCAAAUCCAUAGGCUCCAAAAGGAACUCGACGCUGCGAAUGUUGACCUAAUUCGGUAUGCAUACAACGAGAUCCCUGAUGGUGGAGCGAGUCAUGUGGUUCAGCCAAUCCCCGCCCUACGCCCGAGGGCUUUGGAUCAGUAUCAUACAAGAAUUCUUGGGAAUGAAGGGUCAUCAAGUGGAUAUUAUAAUCAACAUCCUCCUGCUUUCCCUAUGGGCUAUCCACUUCCUUGGAAUGAAAACUCUUCUGGAAAUAACAUCAAUGAAGGGGGAAGGGAUGACAAUAUUUGAAGAUAGCUUUUCCAAAACCUCUCAACCCUUUUAGGGUUGAGUGAAAAACUUCUCUCUUCUCUCGCAAGUCACUUCCUCAUAUAUAUAUAUAAUAUAUAUAUAUAUAUAUAUAUAUGUGAUGGGUUUUUCUAGCUAGAUGAUUUGGUUUCUAAAAUCCCAAAAUUUGUCCAUUUAAAAUCCUAAGCAAUUUCGUAUGAGUUUAUGUUUUAAAUUAUGAGGGCGUAAAUAAGGUUGCUUUGCAUGAAGCUAGCAACAUUAAUGUUUAUUAUCGUGUGAGGUUCAUUUUCAAGAGAGCUCUUUUAGCUUAUUAUUGUAUCAAUAAUUUUGUAUUGCCAUUG